This is a messenger RNA of Beauveria bassiana ARSEF 2860, 2190 nucleotides long. RefSeq names its product calcineurin-like phosphoesterase. Gene Ontology annotation, molecular function: exopolyphosphatase activity; endopolyphosphatase activity. Bases 1 to 2190 code for a protein of 729 amino acids. The transcript has a single exon. Gene Ontology annotation, cellular component: fungal-type vacuole; membrane. Gene Ontology annotation, biological process: polyphosphate catabolic process. The record is from RefSeq and is a predicted model, not a curated record. NCBI's taxonomy places the organism in Eukaryota, Fungi, Ascomycota, Sordariomycetes, Hypocreales, Cordycipitaceae.
AUGCUCUCCACGGUCGCAAUGGUCCGACUUCCGAUGCUGCUGGCAUUGGCUGUCUCAACCUUGGCAGUUCCCGGGCAAAAAGUGCUCGACGUCAAUAGAGGCACUUUUGCCUCUAGCGACGAGCCUCGAAAACUGACGGGACGAUUCUUGCACAUUACCGGUUUGCCUCUCUACCCCCCACAGGCGAACAGCGUCACUAACCCCCCGCCAGACUUUCACCCCGACCAGUUCUACAAAGUCCACUCCGACAUCGAAGAUAGCUGCCAUAGUGGCAAGGGACUCGCCGGCGCGUUUGGCGCCGAAGUCUCUGAUUGUGACUCGCCGAUAGCUCUCGCCAAUCAGACCCUCGAUUGGGUCCGCGACAACCUUCGCGACAAGAUUGACUUUGUCAUAUGGACCGGUGACAAUGCCCGUCACGACAACGACGAAAACCACCCCCGUAAUUCGGAGCAAGUCCUUGGUACCAAUCGUCUAGUCGCUGCCAAAAUGUUUGAGGCGUUUGCAACCGACACCCCCCUCGGGCCUGUUCUCGAGCUGCCAAUUGUGCCCACCUUUGGCAACAACGACUUUCUCCCCCACAACAUCAUGGUUCCCGGCCCCAACCGCUGGUUCGUAGACUAUGCAGACAUCUGGGGCCCCUUUAUUCCCGAAGUGCAACGCCAUCAGUUCGAAUAUGGCGGAUGGUUUUACACCGAGGUCGUUCCCAACAAGCUUGUUGUGUUUAGCCUCAACACCAUGUUCUUCUUUGAGCGCAAUGCAGCCGUCGAUGGGUGUGCGCUGGCCUCGGAGCCUGGAUACAAGCACAUGGAAUGGCUGCGUGUCCAGCUACAACGACUGCGCGAUAGCGGUAUGAAGGCCAUUCUCAUGGGCCAUGUCCCGCCGGCGCGAACCAACAGCAAGCAAAACUGGGACGAAACAUGCUGGCAGCGCUACACUCUCUGGCUGAAACAGUACCGUGAUGUCGUCAUUGGAUCGCUCUUUGGCCACAUGAACAUUGACCACUUUGUGUUGCAAGACACAAAUGACCUCGACGAGGACAGCAUUCUUGCCAGAGGCGACGUCAACAUUCGCCAGAGCCUGAAUAUCGGUGACAACGACGAAGCCUUCAUUCUCGGCAAAGCCGACUAUCUUGAGGAUAUUCGUCAGCAGUGGUCCAAGCUGCCCACGAGUGCCGGACACACUAUCGACAAGGAUGUCGAAGGCGUGGAAAUGGAAGCGGAUGAUGAUGAAGAUGACUAUGACAUUGAGACCCUUUUCGGUAAGAAAAAGGGCAAAGGCAGGAAGAAGAAGGGAGACAAGAGAAAAAAGAAGAAGAAGGGUCUCAAGAACAUUGGUGGCAAAUGGGCCGAGCGAUAUCAGAUCUCUGUCAUCGGGCCCAGCGUCAUUCCAAACUAUUUCCCCACCAUGCGUGUGUACGAGUACAAUAUCACCGGCAUCGAGGACAAUCCCGUCUGGAAAGACGUACAUGGCACAGCUUCCACCAUCCAGGGCGCCCAACUACAACGCGCGCACGAGGCUGGCCUCUCUCCACAGGAGCUCAAGCGCCGCUCCAGCAACGAGCCUGUUAUGACCGAGGCCGAGUUUGAGGCGCAGUUCCCUGACAUUUUUGAAGUCGACGAUGCUGUGCACGACGCCGGCAAGAAGAAGAAGAAAAAGAAGAAGGGAAAGAAGAGAAAAGGUCACGGCCCACCUUCACUCACCAGCCCGCCCGGACCUGAUGCCGACUCGCCGCCCGGACCAGCCUACAUGCCACAAACGCUCUCGUGGGUGGCCUUUACGCAGUACUACGCCAACCUCACGCGCAUCAACAACGAGGCCGAGCACAGCGACGGUGAGCACGACGUCAAUCGGAUGCAGUUUGAGGUCGAGUACGACACGCGCGACGACGAGUGGUACCAGCUCCGCGACCUGACGGUGCGGGAGCUGCUCAAGCUGGCGCACAGCCUCGGUGCGGAUGCAGGCGGCCGCGAGGCGGUCGCAGCCGAGUAUGACGUGAACGACGUGGAUGGCGAAGACGGCUGUCGGGCAGAGGACGAUGAGGACGUAGACACGUCGGGGAAGAGAAAGAAGAAGAAGAAGAAGAAGAAGGGGAGAAAAGGGAAAAAGGAUAAGAAGAAUAAGCUGUGGAUCGAGUUCCUCCGACGUGCGUUUGUGGGAACCAUCGGCGACGAUGAGUUGGAGGAGCUCUAA